Impatiens glandulifera is the source of this 912-nucleotide messenger RNA. RefSeq names its product plasma membrane-associated cation-binding protein 1-like. The record is from RefSeq and is a predicted model, not a curated record. The transcript is spliced from 4 exons. The coding region runs from base 167 to 757 and encodes 196 amino acids. Lineage: Eukaryota; Viridiplantae; Streptophyta; Magnoliopsida; Ericales; Balsaminaceae. Gene Ontology annotation, cellular component: plasma membrane.
UAGCAAACCAACGUCUAUCUUCAUCUCUCUCUAUAAUAUAUAUAUAUAUAUAUAUAUAUAUAUAUAUAUAUAUAUAUAUCUCAUUCUAUCAUUCAUCUACGGCCAGACAGACACCAUCCUCGGAUUUUUGUCCAAACAAGAAACACCAAGUUCAUAGAUCAUCAUCAUGGGUUACUGGAAAACAAAGGUUGAACCUUUACUAAAGAAAGUCUUCGACAAAAACACUCCAAAGAAACUCGCCGCUUCUGAAGCUGCCAAAGCCUUCGAUGAUUCCAAGGAAGUAUACGCUAAAGAACUUGAAGACAACAAAUCUGAACUUCAAACAAAAGUUGUCGAAAUCUAUGAAGCUUCUUCCACUGCUAUCAAAGGACUUAUCAAAGACCCAAAAGAAUCAUCCAUUAAGAAGAACUCUGCCGCCGUUCAAAAAUUCCUCGAUGAACUUGAAAAAAUAGAUUUCCCUGGUUCAAAGACUAUUCGUGAAGCAUCAUCUAAAUUUGGACCGGCUUUGAUUCCUGGACCGGUUAUCUUCAUCUUCGAGCAAGUUUCUACUUUUAUCAUCACCGAAGAACCACCGGCGGCGGCCGUCGUGGAGAUUAAGGACAAAGAGGUGGCGAUUGAGGCAGAGGAGAAGAAGGAAGAAGAAACGCCGGCGGCGCCGGCACCGGAGACGGUUGCUGAGGUGGAGCCGGCGAAGGUUGAAGCACCGGCGGAGGCAGCGCCGGCAGUCGUGGAGGAGACAAUACCAGCUAAGCCUUGAUGAUGGGAUAUGGAAUUUGUGAUGAUUGAAGCAUUAAUUUAUUGUUUGUUUGUUUAUUUGUUUUUUUUUUAUAAUUAAGUUUGUUUGUGUAUUUAGAUGGAAAAAAAAUUAAGACAAGAGUGGAAGAAUGAUAUUUUUUUUUGAGUUUGUGAAUA